AUGCCGGCGAUCUCCUCGUCCGUGAUGGCCAUGAUCUCCGCGCCACCCUUGCGCUGGCUGUUUUGGAAGAAAACCGGAGAAGAGCUGGAGAAAGGUCUGGAGAAGGUCCAAGCGGUCUAUGGCCAAGACGGCCCGAAAUUCUUGCACUUCACCUGUCACCCAAUCAAGAGGAGGAGCCGGAAAGCAGUUCUCCUACUUGCUUUGGGCCUUUGGCUUUGGUUGUAUCCGGUGGAUUUGAAGUUCCGGUGCUUGCUUUUGUCCCUGGCCUACAGCUUCGUAGAGUGUGGCUUUACCUUUUUCGAGAGAGGCAAGGCCUAUACAAGCCUUGCUCAAUUCCUGGGAAACUUGGUGUACAUGCCUGUGCUGCUGGAUUGGUACGGACACUUCCUCGGAGAUUCUCCAAGGCUUUAUGUCUUCCUCUUCCCGGUGAAUAUUUGGCUCUUGGAGAUCGCACAGGGCUUGGCCAUCCAAUGGAUUUUCGGCCAGAAUGUGGCCUGGUGCUAUGCUGACUACGCGGAUGAGCUUCUCACCUUCAUUCGUCUUGGCCAUGCCAUUUGGUGGUGGGGCCUUGGCCUGGUCCUUUGGUUUCUGUACCCUGCCAUCUUCAUGUUCAGCCUUCGUGUGGCGAAAGACGCUGCCUCUGUCUUUGACUUCGGAGACCCCUGUGCAGCCAUUGACCUUGAUGCUGGGUACUACGUCACCGGCCCAGUUCUUGCAGUGAACCGACUCCCCAAGAUGGUUGGUUGUCAGAGCCUCAGGGAGAGUGGACGGACCUCUGGGCCCUACAACAUUGCGCGCAUCUUUGUGCAGGGGCCGCUCAAGGGCGAGCUGAUUUAUGGCUUCUCGAUCUCCGUGCGAAACCCCACCCUGCAGGAAGUCGCUCAGGUGCACGUUUUCCCGGGUGACACGAUCCUCGGGUGCGAAUCGCAACCAGCUGGGCCGCAGCCAGCAGCCAGCCUCUCCGCUCCUUGCCGCUGCGUCAGAUCUUGUCGGUCAAUGACCCCUGGUCAUCAGUCGAUUGGAACCUGA
Messenger RNA from Durusdinium trenchii, 1029 nucleotides. The record is from the annotation of a GenBank genome assembly. Lineage: Eukaryota; Dinophyceae; Suessiales; Symbiodiniaceae.